Molecule: messenger RNA, 2050 nt
Organism: Annulohypoxylon truncatum
Lineage: Eukaryota; Fungi; Ascomycota; Sordariomycetes; Xylariales; Hypoxylaceae
Product: DEAD-domain-containing protein
Exons: 3
Coding region: 102-1949 (615 amino acids)
Cellular component (GO): nucleolus
Molecular function (GO): RNA helicase activity; nucleic acid binding; ATP binding
Source: RefSeq, a predicted model, not a curated record
AUUGAACUUGCGAAGCCCACUUAGAAGAUCAGGAAGAUCUAGCAACGAGUGAGCGAUCAUCGCCAAAUCUUCAAGUCCAACGUCUUCGCAAUUCCUACAUCAUGAAGCGCAAGCUAAACGAGAACGACGAGCCGGUCUCAAUCGCAAAAAUAGAGGCACCCACCAUCGAAGAAACCCCUUCUAUAAACACAUUCGCAGACCUCGGUCUCGACAGUAGACUUCUCCAAGCCACAGCCCACCAGGGUUGGCACACGCCGACUUUGGUUCAGAGCAAGGCUAUACCGCUAGCCAUUGAAGGCUGCGAUGUAUUAGCAAAGGCAAAAACUGGCUCGGGGAAGACUGCCGCAUACAUUCUACCUCUUCUCCAGGCCAUUCUUAAACGAAAACAGACGUCUUCAGACUCUUACACCGCCGCCCUAAUUCUAGUCCCAACUAAUGAGCUAGUGACUCAGGUCGCCAAAGUGCUCGAGUCCCUCACAUCUUUUUGUUCGAGGGAAAUCAAAGUCUCCAAAUUGUCCGAUAAGCUCUCUGAUGCUGCCCAGCGCGCCGUCCUCUCGGAUUCGCCCGAUGUUGUAGUCGCAACCCCCUCGAGAGCAUGGCACAAUAUCAAGAAUUCCGCCUUAUCCUUGGAAAGACUAACUCACCUUGUUUUGGACGAAGCAGACCUUGUCUUGUCAUACGGCUAUGAUGAAGAUUUGCAAAAUGUCGCCUCGUCACUACCAAAGGGCUUACAAACGACUCUUAUGAGCGCAACGUUGACCCCCGAAGUUGACACUCUGAAGGGGCUCUUCUGUCGAAACCCUACUAUCCUAGAUUUGGAGGAGCCCGACGAGGAUGGAGGAGGAGUUUCGCAAUACAUUGUCAAGUGCGGCGAGGACGAGAAAUUUCUUCUCAUUUAUUGCAUGAUAAAGCUAGAGUUGAUCAAAGGAAAGGCAAUUAUAUUUGUUAGCGAUGUCGAUCGAUGCUACCGAUUGAAAUUGUUUUUCGAACAAUUCGGAAUACGAAGCUGUCUUUUGAAUUCCGAAUUACCCGUCAAUUGUCGGAUUCAUGCAGUGGAAGAGUUUAACAGAGGUGUUUACAACAUUAUCAUCGCCUCUGAUGAGAACGAGGUGAUAGGCAAUGAGAAAGGUCAAUCCGACGCGGCCAAUGAAGAUAUUGCGGAUAGCAGUCGUGGCAAUGCCAGCAGCGGAGCGCCAGUCAAUAAUGAUCAACCCCCGGUCGUUGCUUCAUCGGCGAAAAAGCGCAAGUCUUCACGACGCGACAAGAAUUACGGUGUAUCUCGAGGGAUCGACUUCCAAAAUGUCGCAAUAGUCAUAAACUUUGACCUCCCACUGUCGUCUCGCUCUUACCUGCACAGGAUUGGACGGACCGCACGCGCUGGGCAGACGGGCAUGGCUCUGUCUUUUGUCGUUCCGAAAGAAAAGUUUCGGAAACACAUGCCUACCAGUAUCGACACAGCGGAGAAUGACGAGAAGGUGUUAUCUAAGAUUAUUAAGCAGCAAGAAAAGAAAGGCCGUGAAGUCAAACCGUAUAAUUUUGAUAUGAAGGCAGUUGAGGCUUUCCGUUAUCGAUUGAAUGACGCUCUGAGAGCUGUUACGAAGGUUGCUGUUCGCGAAGCAAGACUACGAGAACUCAAACAAGAGUUACUCAAGAGCGAAAGCCUAAAGCGACACUUUGAGGAGAACCCCCUGGAAGUCCGCCACCUUCGGCAUGACGUUGAACUUCGAACAACGCGAAGUCAGCCUCAUUUGAAACACGUACCUGAUUAUCUGUUGCCCAAGGAUGGGAAAAAAGCAAUCACUCCAAAUGAGGUUGGAUUUGUACCUUUCAAGAAGGUACUUGACGGAAAGGGCAGAAAAGGCAGGAUUUCUAAAGGCAGGGGCAGGAGGAUAGGUGGCCGUAGGAAUGACCCCUUGAAAUCAUUCAAGGCAAGGCCCAAACCCAAAUGAUCGAAUGCUAAUUCGGCUUAUUGAAGACAUCUCAUUAAUGGUGUCCUUUCUCAAUUAGUCUCAUGAUCAUAGAUACCCAUGAAUACAGAUGAAUAAUACCA